GCCUGCCGGCCAGCGGAACGCCACGACAACACGAUGAUGCCCCGUCCAUGUCGCAACGGGAACGAGGAAACCGAUAUUUCAUGACUUGCUAUCUGGACGUAAUUAUGCCAGUUAGCAAGUCGGACAUUGCCGUGUUCAUUUCCAAAAGUAACAUGAGUAUUCUGGGGUUUCUUCUCGUUCUAUUGCUAAGUAUCAACACAGGAAUCAGGGCAGAACCAACAGUGGACCAGUAUGGGUUGAAGGGGGAUUCAAUAUGUCUGGCUGUUGCAGAACCUCCUGAGAUGAUCAACGGACUUCAAUGGAGGAAGGACAAUGAUGUAAUAUUUGGAGACAAAGAGAUCUCUCCUAAAUACAAGGAGAAGGUGGACUAUAACAAUGAUAACCAUUCUCUGUGUAUUAAGAAUCUAAUGGAAACUGACAGUGGAAUUUACAUGGUAAACUACAGGAAACAUUGGAAACAAUCAACUACUACAUAUAGACUGUUAGUGGAGGAUCAUGUUCCCAAACCAGUCAUGGAUGUCACAUCUCUCUUCAACACAAGUGUGGGACUCUGUGACGUCACAGUGAACUGUUCAGUUAAAGAUGGCUGGAUGUUGUCUGUCUGUGACAGAGGUCAGUGUACACUGUCACAACAGUGUCCGUCACUAACCGGUGGUAACAUGACCAUCUGCGUAUUGACUGGAAGGAUCCAAUGCACCAGCAGCAACCACGUCAACACACAGACCAUCUCUCAACCCAUGGAGGACUGUAGUGGUAAUGUGAAAGCCUCAGUGUUACCAGUUGGCACCAUUGUGGGUUGUGUUACUGGUAUAUUACUCCUAGUUGCUGUGUUACUUGGUGUUGGAUACAUCAAACAUACCAGAAGACAGAAAAUCCCUAAAGGACCAAGUCCACUAGAAGAGGUCAUUGUUCCAAGAGUUUACAACUCAGUGAAGACCUCACCAGGGAGAGAAGAACCACAGCAUCUCCUUACCAGAACCACAGCCCUCUUCUGACAAGAACCACAUCACUCUACUGACCAGAACCACAACCCUCUCCUGUCCAGAACCACAGCCUUCUCCUGUGCAGAACCACACCACUCUCCUGACCAGAACCACAGCCCUCUUCUGACAAGAACCACAUCACUCUACUGACCAGAACCACAACCCUCUCCUGUCCAGAACCACACCACUCUCCUGACCAGAACCACAGCCCUCUUCUGACAAGAACCACAUCACUCUACUGACCAGAACCACAACCCUCUCCUGACCAGAACCACAGCACUCUCCUGACCAGAACCAUAGCACUCUCCUGACCAGAACCACAGCACUCUCCUGACCAGAACCACAACACUCUCCUGUCCAGAACCACACCACUCUCCUGUCCAGAACCACACCACUCUCCUGCCCAGAAUCACAUCACUCUCCAGAGAUACAGACAGUCUACUUCACUGAGAAGAACCAGCACCAGCAGAACACCUCCAAGUUGAAACAGGAAGCGCUUCUCCAGACAUUAGACCAAAAGAACAGAAUAACUGCCUCUGAACUGCAUCAUCUCAUUGAGUCACUGAGUUACAUCAGUUCUUGACCUUGUACAGAAACCACGGGACAUUGCACCACCUAGUGGACAUCAAUAAUACCAACAGAGUAAACCUCAUGGCUUCAUUCAUCAACAUGUGUCUAGAUUCAUCAACAUGUUGGGAAGUUGUUUUAGACCAAGAUAUUUAUAUGUUCUAGUAUGUGUUAUUACUAUACCACAAAGCACACGCUUUUCCAGAUGUGUCCAAUCCUAAAUGAACCCCUGGCUCAGGUUUACACCACAUUGAUUGUAGGAUCAGAUAGGUGUACCUGUCAGCAGUAACAUGGCAUUAGUUCCACCUACCCAUCAAUGUUGUGUAUAUGAGAGGGCAGACUUGACCUCAUUAGGCCACGUAGAUGGAUUCUUUAACACAUUUUAUCUGUCAAGCCAUCAAAGUCGUACGUCUUUUUUAAAAGAAUUUGUUCCUAACUGACCUGCCAAGUUAAAUAAAGGUUAAAUUAUAAAAAUAGAUAUAUAACUGGGACACAAGUAUUUAUAAUCUCUAACAAUAACCUGAUACUUUUUACUCUGCCUUGUCCUUCCUCUGAGUUUGGAAGACACUGUUAGCUACACUACUUGACCAAAAGUAUGUUGUUAUGCUGUUCAAAUAUCUCAUUCCAAAAUCAUGGGCAUUAACAUGGAGUUGGUCCUCCCUUUGCUGCUUUAACAGCCUCCUCUCUUCUGGGAAGGCUUUCCACUAGAUGUUGGAACAUUGCUGCAGGGACUUGCUCCCAUUCAGCCACAAGAGCAUUAGUGAGGUCAGGCACUGUUGAGCGAUUAGGCCUGGCUCGCAGGUGUUCGAAGGGGUUGAGGUCAGGGUUCUCUGCAGGCCAGUCAAGUUCUUCCACACCUAUCUCGACAAACCAUUUCUGUAUGGAACUCGCUUUGUUUACGGGGGGAUUUUCAUGCUGAAACAGGAAAGGGCCUUCCUCAGAACUGUUGCCAUAAAGUUGGAAGCACAGAAUUGUCUAGAAUGUAAUUGUAUGAUGUAGCGUUAAGAUUUCCCUUCACUGGAACUAAGGGGCCGAGCCUGAACCAUACAAAACAGCCCCAGACCAUUAUUUAUCCUCCACCAAACUUUACAGUUGGCACUAUGCAUUGGGGCAGGUAGUGUUCACUUUGCAACCGCCAAACCUAGAUUCGUUUGUCAGACUGCCAGAUGGUGAAGCGUGAAUCCUCACUCCAGGGAACGCUUUUCCAGAGUCCAAUGGAGGCGAGCUUUACACCACCGACCAUUGGCAUUGCUCAUGGUGAUUUUAGGCUUGGGUGUGGCUGCUCGGCCAUGGAAACCUAUUUCAUAAAGGUCCCAACCAACAGUUCUUGUGCUUACGUUUCUUCUAAAGGGGCAGUUUGGAACUUGGUAGGGAGUGUUGCAACCGAGGACAGAUUAUUUUUAUGGGCUAAAUUUGACAAAAUUACUCAUCCUAUGACGGUGCCACGUUGAAAGUCACUGAGCUCUUCAGUAAGCCCAUUCUACUGACAAUGUUUGUCUAUGGAGAUUGCAUGGCUGUGUGCUCAAUUGUAUACACCUGUCACGGUGUUGCUGAAAUAGCUGAAUCCACUCAUUUGAAGGGGUGUCCACAUACUUGUGUGUAUAUAGUGUAUGUUUCAAUGUACCAGUUGACUAGGAAUUUACCUGACCUCUGAACCUUUCAUUGUGAUGAAAUGUAAGUUUACAAUAACUAUGUGAUACAUCCACCCCUGAACUGGGUUAUGGU
Oncorhynchus masou masou (cherry salmon) is the source of this 3275-nucleotide messenger RNA. RefSeq lists its product as uncharacterized. The record is from RefSeq and is a predicted model, not a curated record. The transcript is spliced from 5 exons. Lineage: Eukaryota; Metazoa; Chordata; Actinopteri; Salmoniformes; Salmonidae. The coding region runs from base 48 to 995 and encodes 315 amino acids.